UUUGUCUUUAUAGCCUCCAACCUCGUGGAGGACAAGCUUGCCUGAAACAACAAGCAAGCCUCCUAACUUAACCAUAGAUAAAAAAAACUUAGCUAGAGUCAGAAGUGCUCCACAGAGAAAGGACUAAGAACGAUCCCGCCAUGAUCCUGACAGCUAGCCACUUGCUGAGGGAGUUGCGAUGGGUCCCACCAGCAGUCAUCAUCAUAGGCUCCAUGACUCCAUUCCUCAACCAAUGGGUCAUCAUACGAGUCCUCACACUGCCACUACCUUCCCGGGUCUACCAGAGACUCGAGGAGAGGCUUUACUCCAACUACCAAGCAGUGGUCGGCUUCUUCUACGAAAUUUGGUCUGGAGUGGAGUUCUGUUUCUAUGGUGACCAUAUCCCUGACAACCCGGAGAAUACCCUCUACCUCUCUAACCAUCAGUGUUCAGUUGACUGGGUGUUGCCUGAGGUGCUGUGUGUGAAGCAGGGAGGCUACGGAGGGAGGGCAAAGUACAUUCUUAAGGAUGCUCUUAGAUUCCUACCUCUCUAUGGCUGGUAUCUCGGAAUGCGUGGAGGCAUCUUUGUGAAGAGGAAUAAAACCCGAGACCAAGAGAGUAUGAUCAGAGGUCUAAAGAAUUUUGUAGAGAAAGACAUGCCAGUAUGGCUGGUCAUCUUCCCUGAGGGGACCCGCUAUGAUAUGAGAGAGAGCGGUUCUCUAAAGAGAGCCAAGAGUCAGGAAUAUGCCACAGCCGCUGGUCUGCCUCCACUGCAGCACAUCCUCAUGCCCAGGACCACUGGUUUUAACCUCGCCCUUGAACAGGUCAGAGGUCAUUUCCAAGCCGUGUACGACCUUACUAUCUACUAUGAGGGUUACGGCUGCGCAACUGCCGAGGGAGGGAGAACCAGGGGACCACCCCCUGAUCUAUUUGGUUUCUACUCUGGUCAGUGCUCCAAGGUCCAUGUUCAUGUGAGGAGGGUGCCUAUAGAAGACAUACCAACGACUCCCGAGGAGCAGAAAGCUUGGAUGUAUGACGCUUUCUUGAAGAAGGAUAAAUUGAUCUCCUCCUUGCUGGAGACUGGUUCGUUCCCAGCCCCACGCUUCACACACACCCUCCCUCUCUCCCAAUGUCUCCUCCCCCUCGUAUUGUUAGCGCUAUCAGUAGGCGUGGCACUCAGCCAUCGCUAUGGACGACGGUGGAUGUUAGCUACUGUAAUGAUAUUCACAGCUAUUACCUUGAUCUCAGGAUUCAAGUCGAGAUUACGUACAUAGCAUCAGACGAACAACUCCUAACUUCUAAUAAUUAUACAAAUUAAUUUUGUUUUGUUUGUGCUGUUUUGGAUAGUUGUCGUACAAAUGUUUGUAUAUCGAUCUGUAAAACAAUUGUUAGUACGUCUCUCAAACAUGUUCAAUUUUGUUCACAUUCA
Halichondria panicea is the source of this 1408-nucleotide messenger RNA. RefSeq names its product 1-acyl-sn-glycerol-3-phosphate acyltransferase epsilon-like. Gene Ontology annotation, molecular function: acyltransferase activity. Bases 141 to 1253 code for a protein of 370 amino acids. The transcript is spliced from 10 exons. The record is from RefSeq and is a predicted model, not a curated record. NCBI's taxonomy places the organism in Eukaryota, Metazoa, Porifera, Demospongiae, Suberitida, Halichondriidae. Gene Ontology annotation, cellular component: endomembrane system.